Molecule: messenger RNA, 717 nt
Organism: Vidua macroura (Pin-tailed whydah)
Lineage: Eukaryota; Metazoa; Chordata; Aves; Passeriformes; Viduidae
Exons: 1
Coding region: 1-717 (238 amino acids)
Source: RefSeq, a predicted model, not a curated record
AUGCCCCUGCCAGGCACCAAGGUACAUCCUCUCGCUGUGAGAUGUCCCUCGAUGACACCUCUGCCCCGUUCCCUAAGCCUCUCCUUACAAGGCGUCCAUAAGGCAGGAUCUCCACCACAACAUUUACAAGCCACUAUCACGUCUGGCACAAGGCUCACAUGCUCCGCAGGCCUACGCGGCCAUCUCGGGGUAGUCGGCCCCGAGGAGCCAACCCUGUGCCGCCUUCCCUGCCCCGACACCCCGCCGGGGUGGCCGGGCCCGCCGCCACAUGCUGCAGCGCUGCUGCUCCGCACCUGCACCCGCCGCGGGCCUCGGCGGCCCCUUCCUCCCUCAGCGCGCUCCCUCCCGCCCGCCCCCCGCAAUCCGCCCGGCACGGCCACCCGCAACCCGCGGCCUCCGCGCUCCCCCACUCUCCGCCCUAGGAAGGCCGUGGUGCUCCCAUCAGAGCCGGCGGUCCCCCGCCCGCCCCUGUCGGCAGCAGGACCCUGCAGGCCGCGUCCCCCCUCCGUGUUCCCGACCCCCUCGUCCCCGCCGCGUCCCCCCGAGCGGCGGAGGGCCGCGAGCGCUCACCGUGCGUGCGCACAAAAUGGCGCCCCGGCUCCAAAGGAAGGGGGAGGUGCCGCGCCCGCCCUUAACAGCGGGGCCUUGGCGGGGCUGCCCGCGCCGCGCCUGACGAGAAGGGAAUGGCCUGAGGGGCAGCGACCCCCGGGAUGCUGA